Messenger RNA from Trematosphaeria pertusa, 1302 nucleotides. RefSeq lists its product as uncharacterized. The record is from RefSeq and is a predicted model, not a curated record. The transcript has a single exon. Lineage: Eukaryota; Fungi; Ascomycota; Dothideomycetes; Pleosporales; Trematosphaeriaceae. Bases 1 to 1302 code for a protein of 433 amino acids.
AUGGCUGUCCUCCUUAACUUGCCGGACGAGCUGCUACUCCAAAUCGCCAAUGACGUCCGCUCCAAAGACGGCAUCCGUGGGAAGGAUAUUUUGCGCCUCUGUCUUGCCAGCCGCCGACUCCGCACGGUCGCCCAGGAAGUCACUUAUGCUCACCCAUCCUUUGCGGAUGCCACCGCACUCCGACCAGACCAAUCCUCCCGUCCAGUGUACCUGCUGGCUCGCACACUCCUAGAGUGUCGCGACCUUGCGAAAUUCGUCCGCGCGAUUGAUAUUGUCGUCGUCUCUACGGAACGCACUCCAGUCAGCGAUGCGACAGUACGAAUGUCCCAGAAACUGUUGGAAGGUCUAGGGCUAGCCAGCUCAAAUGGAAUGAACGCUCUCCGCAGCGGCAGGCCCGACGUAUGGGCGGGGAUUGUUCUCGCCGCGGUGCCGAAUCUACGGCAUCUGGAUCUCAAACUAUACGGGUGCAGGGAUUUCGAUACCGGAUACCUUGUCACCAAUCGUUUUAAUCCCGCGCAAUGGUUCACGUACCAACCCGACUUCGAUGCUAAAACGGUGCCAGGUCUGGCCAAUCUGACCUCCAUACGAUCAAGCGGCGUCCUGACUCCUUCAGUCUUCAACCUGCCAAAUCUACAAGAAGCGCACUUUGCGGAAUGCUCGGUGUCUCUCGAUGUACGGUCCGUGGCUCCGUUAGCAAGUUCUAUCACACGCCUCACCAUCAACGUGGGUAUUGCAGCGCUGCAGACUCGUGCGCUUUUCCAGCAAACCCAGAAUAUGCUCGGGGGCCAGGAAUACUCGGAAACACUCCUGCCGCGCCUCACCGGGUUGAAGCACUUGUCCAUAAAUCUCACCACCGAGUCAAUGCGGUACGGAGCUACUCACUUCCACUUACUUCAUCACUCCUACACCGAAAUUACGGCCGGUCUCGGGAGCACCAGUCUUGAAACACUAGUCAUCGACACUGAGGAAGUUGAAGCACUAGCCAGUACAGCAGCAGGCGGCAAUGCGUGCCGUUUGCUCAACGCGAUACAACCGGCCCAAUCUCUUGCACGCCUCCCGAACCUCCGGCGUGUUACUGCGCCCCAGGAACUAUUUGGUCGAUUUCCGGUAGAUAGCAUGCAGAAACAUGUGCACGACGUUUGUUUGCUUCCACACGGGGUCGAAGAAGUCGCCAUACUCUACACGACGAAAGUCAUACAUCCCGACGAUAUCCUUGGCCUGCUCAAGCGGAAGAUGGCACUUCCCGCGCUGACGAAAGCUACCAUUACGCGCAGCAAUCGGCUUGAAAAACACCAAUUCUAG